Effrenium voratum is the source of this 850-nucleotide messenger RNA. The record is from the annotation of a GenBank genome assembly. Lineage: Eukaryota; Dinophyceae; Suessiales; Symbiodiniaceae.
AGCUGUCAGCCGCAAACACAAGGGAGUUUUCACGCGCUGUCAACCCUCGUCGCCAUGCCCACUUACAAGCUGACUUACUUUGACAUCCGCGGCCUCGCGGAGAACACGCGGAUCCUCUUCGCGCUGGGGCAGCAGUCCUUCGAGGACGUGCGGCUUUCCUUCUCCUUCGGUGUCCCUGGGGACUUCAGCACGAUCCAGCGCCCCGAGUUCGACGCCAUGAAGGCCGCGGGCGCGCUGGACAGCUCUCUGGGCAAAGUGCCGCUGCUUGAGGUGGAUGGCGCCAAGAUCGGCCAGUCCAAGGCCAUCGAGCGCUUCGUGGCCUCCUCGCUGGGCCUCAUGGGCAGCUCCCCCGUGGAGGCGGCCCAGAUCGAUCAGCUCGGGGAGACCGUGCGCGACAUCAAGGAUGCUUAUCAGAAGGUCAGGGCCAUCCAGGGCGACGAGGAGAAGAAGAAGGGCAUGGACAAGUGGUUCGCGGAAGACCUGCCCAACUGGUGCAAGCUCGCGGAGAAGUCGUUGCCGGCGAGCUCAGGCCCGUGCCUGGUGGGUGCGAAGGCCUCUUUGGCCGACGUGCUCUUCUACACGCUGCUGCUGGCCCCGGGAUGCUUCUUCGACAACACCGAGGGCGCCAAGGCCGCGUUCCAGGACUGCCCCAAGAUGAAGGCCGCUCUGGAGGCCAUGGACGCACUGCCCCAGCUGAAGGAGUACCUCGCCAAGCGCAAGGAGACGCCUUUCUAAGUGAAGUGACAGCCUGUUCCCAGGAUCCGACUCGCGCCUGAGGGGUAAGCCAACGGACAGCAAGUCUUGCAACUUGCGAUCGGUGCGAUGGGUAGGGAAUGAAAACGAGCCCGGG